ACCGGGGAGAGGCCCCCCUAUAUAAGUGAGCCCCCGUGACGUGGACCGGCGACUCUGAACAGUCCACGAGACAAGAUGCGGUUACUGCUCGCGAGUGUUGUUGUGAUGGCGGCCGUGUGCGCCGUCCACUGCGGUGGAGGUGGCUGGUCCGGCGGCGGCGGUGGCGGCGGCUGGUCCGGCGGUGGAGGAGGCGGUGGCUGGAAAGGAGGCGGUGGAGGAGGAGGCUAUAAAGGAGGCGGCGGCGGAGGAGGCGCCGCCGCUGGAGGCGGCGGCGGAGGUGGCGGCGGCCAGACGUACAAGACGGGCUCUACGUACCUGGUGAAGUCCCUGCACCCGGUGAGCUCCGGUGGAGGAGGAGGAGGAGGUGGAGGCAAAGGCGGUGGAGGAGGAGGCGGUCACGGUGGAGGAGGCGGCCACGGUGGAGGAGGCGGUGGAGGACACGGUGGAGGAGGCGGUGGUUGGCAGGGAGGCGGAGGCGGCGGUUGGCAGGGAGGCGGAGGUGGCGGUGGUUGGGACCGCUAACGGGACGCGUCCCGCCGGACCAAGGAUUACUCGCACGAUCAAACGACCCGAAAUCGACGACCACACCAUUUCACUCGACGGCCAACCCCGGCCUCGAACCAUUGUGCAAUAAAGAAUCGGACAGUUCGUUACCAUCAAAAUCACGAAA
Dermacentor andersoni is the source of this 670-nucleotide messenger RNA. RefSeq lists its product as uncharacterized. NCBI's taxonomy places the organism in Eukaryota, Metazoa, Arthropoda, Arachnida, Ixodida, Ixodidae. The record is from RefSeq and is a predicted model, not a curated record.